CGUGUGCCCCCGUUUCGAUUCUCUUCUUUCUUAAAUCCGAACAUUGCGACCGAUUCAUGUAACGCGUGUAACCGAUCACAUUGUCGAACGGACCGAGAUAAGAAUUCAAGCGCACAGUGUUGGAAACGGUCUUUCUCACGAUGUCCAGGUACCUCGGUCUGAUUCUCGUUAUCACUGCAUGCGCCCAUGUAUACGGGGCGAAAAAAUGCGAAGGGAACGGGUUAGGCUUGAAAUAUGUAUGGGGAGACGCACUCACGGAUCCAGCUGACUGUAUAGGACCAAAUAACAUGGAGUAUCCGACUGCCGCGAUAUCGAGAAGUUACAAGAAUCUUUGGACGAACAGUCGGAUGGCCAGGUCCCGUCAGCCUCGAACUAUCGAUCCUGAAUUAACCAGACAGGCUCUGCUUCACAAUUACAAGAUCGCUCAUGGAGAUUACUCGAUUGCCGAAUCUUCGCGAAACGGUAGAGGAUUUUCCUCGAAGGAGGCAUGUGGCUCGCCAGCCAGAUUAUGCAAAACCAGGUACAACACCACCGCGCCUAUGUACGGAGUCAGCCUAACCAGCGGUCAACCUGUUACCAUUGUGCAAAAAUUCCCCGACCUUCUGCAGCAGGUCGUGUUCGAAGUUUGCGAAUCGAAAGAGUGCGACGUGGUCCACGGCGAGUGCACGCAGACGUACGUGCCGUAUCUGUUUCUAGUGAUCCCGCUUGGGCCGGUGACCUUGACCGGUCAAGAUUACGUGCUGGUGGAGAGCGGUUGCGUGUGCAAACCGAGAAAUUCGGCGAGCGCCACGUCGGAGCCACCGGCCGUUCCAACUUUUUAAACGUUCGUCGAACCCUGUACAGUGAUCAACAUCGAGUGAUCGUCACCGGUGUACAUCUCAGCGUCGAUCGUGACGAAUCGGUGGAAGGUGACCCCACAGCUCGAACAACCUCGCCGAAGAACCUAGUAACCUCUUUGACGGACCUAGCAAAGAAUGCUGAAACCAGUAUUGAAGUCGCUGGAGAAUUGAUUUCUCGGGAGAAAUCUGCUGUACGAACGAUCUUCCCUGCGAACUCGCUGCGAUGGCGCACGACUCUCUCGCACGACGGGGUUGUAAUAACGUUGACCAUGGGCCGGUCAGCUUUUCUAGUUCGUUCUUCAAUUACCGCGGGGAACGUCUUUCCAGCAGAGGCUGAUGGAACUCCUCCUUUUCGCUGCGAUCACGAAUUUCUUUGGAAAUUCUUGAUGGCUCCGAGAGUCAUAGAUAAUUUAGGCUUCUCACUAUAACUCUUCUAUCACAAACUGAAUUCAUGAACUGUUAGCGUCGAUCUGUUUGCAAAAGGCGCGCUUCACGGUCGUAUAGUGGUGCGUCGGCUCUUUUAUCGUCGUUUUUCUUACGUCGUCGUGCGAGAAAAAAAAAAAAAAAAGAAGACGAAGUGUAAAAGACGAAGAAAAUAAGUUAGAAGAAGUUAUUUCAGCGUGAAAAAACAAAUCGGAGCAGCGGCGGUCGUUUCGCGGAAUCCGGUCUCGGAAUCCAAUCGAGUUCACUAGACCUGCUCACGAGCCGGUUUCGAGCAGGUGUAUAGAACAGCUUGUAACAGUGCUCCGCGAGAAGUAUAGGCGAGAAAUUCUUUCAAAAGGUAUCGUAAAAGUUAUAUCAUUUGGAUUAACCGCGUCGUUAUGAGGCGGAAACGUCGUUAAUGCGUUCUCCGGCUCUUCAACUCGGCAUCGUUACGUCGUUCGUUCUGUUUCACUUCUUACAAGAUAAUCCGGUGGAAUUAGUUCAAUUUAUUGAGUCAAUUUGAUCUAAUGCAAAACGCAGACGACUGGAUCAUUAAGCGAACGAAAGUUCCAAUCUCGACUUCAUUUUCCGCUACGUAUUAUAACUCUCGCGGAUACGUAUAUUAAAAAAAAAAAAAAAAAAAAAAGGAAUCUCUCAUCAUUGUGCAGAACGAAGAAACUAAUUCCACAACGGUAGAGUUAUAGGUUCCAUAUGUUGGAAACCGUAGAAAGUCGCGCGAUCUUCUUUCGCGCGGUACAAAGCGAGAUCUUUGAAAGGAUCAUGCUUAUUCCCGUAUUGGAGUCGGUUGAAUCGCUGCUAAGAUGCGUCACUGGCCUGUUUAUGCUUCUCAGAACCGGACUCUGAAAGCUCGCGUUGGAAUCGUACCGACAAACAGGAUGGACGUGCAGUCGCGGUACGAAUGGACCGUACCAUGAAUUCCGAUGAGUAUAAUGUACCGUUACACGCUUUGCGGGACCCUUCACCUCGAUUUACUUCAGUUGGUUAUUUCAUAGGCGAGAUCCAUGUAGCACCCAAAAGUAGCUGACUCGUAUCGCUCAUUCAUGCCGUUCCACUUAAUUAUCCGCAGUUCUUCUGAUGUAUUCCUUCGAUCGGCUAUUCAUUUUCUACGGUGCUUGCGAGUUUCCUACGCAAUUAUUUUACAACGUCGUACCAAUUCUGAAAUUCAAAUAUCUCAGUUGAAAUACAUGUAACAAUUCUCCUACGUAAUGUUAAUUGUCGAUCGAUGAUUUUUCUUAAUACAACGGAUGUAUAAAUUGAAUACGAGUCACGAAUUCGUAAAUCAUUCUGUGCCAGUGCCGUACGGGGGGAAAAGUGAUAAAUCAAGAAACGCCGGAAUAUGAAGAACGAACAAUUCUUUCAUAUCGCAUGUCAUCUCUUGUAUUUAUAGUUGUAAUAUGCAAGUAUAUAUUUAUAAUUUAUUACUAAAUUACGA
Messenger RNA from Frieseomelitta varia, 2715 nucleotides. RefSeq lists its product as uncharacterized. The transcript has 5 exons. NCBI's taxonomy places the organism in Eukaryota, Metazoa, Arthropoda, Insecta, Hymenoptera, Apidae. Bases 141 to 821 code for a protein of 226 amino acids. The record is from RefSeq and is a predicted model, not a curated record.